Messenger RNA from Apaloderma vittatum (bar-tailed trogon), 622 nucleotides. It is a transcript of the gene FEV, whose product is annotated as FEV (ETS oncogene family). Gene Ontology annotation, biological process: cell differentiation; regulation of transcription by RNA polymerase II. The annotation marks the transcript as partial. Lineage: Eukaryota; Metazoa; Chordata; Aves; Trogoniformes; Trogonidae. Gene Ontology annotation, cellular component: nucleus. The transcript has a single exon. Gene Ontology annotation, molecular function: DNA-binding transcription factor activity, RNA polymerase II-specific; sequence-specific DNA binding. The record is from RefSeq and is a predicted model, not a curated record.
GCAGCGGGCAGAUCCAGCUGUGGCAGUUCCUGCUGGAGCUGCUGUCGGACCGGGCCAACCUGAACUGCAUCGCCUGGGAAGGCACGAACGGGGAAUUCAAGCUGGUCGACCCCGACGAGGUGGCACGGCGCUGGGGCGAGCGGAAGAGCAAACCCAACAUGAAUUAUGACAAGCUGAGCCGGGCACUGCGCUACUACUAUGACAAGAACAUCAUGACCAAGGUCCAUGGCAAGCGCUACGCCUACAAAUUCGACUUCCACGGGCUGGCGCAAGUGUGCCAGCCGGCCACCCCCGAUCACACCCUCUACAAAUUCCAGGGAAAUCUGGCCCCGCUGCCCUUCUCGGGUAUCUCCAAACUCAACCUCAUGACCUCGGGGGUGACGCCAGCCAGCUUCUCCUACUGGCCUGGCUCCAGCCCAUCCCUGUACCCCGGGCAUGGGCUCCAGCCCUCGGCCCCAUUCAGUGCCAUGGCAGCCUCUCACCUCAACAAUAUGAACAACCAUUACCAUUAGAGGCUUGGCUGUGCCAGGCAGACCUCCCUGUCCCCAGAAACAUGGGGCUGUGGAGCUGGGGAGCUCAGCAGGGAGGGAUGGGGGUGGGUGGGAUUGUGCCCUGUUCUCAG